This is a messenger RNA of Ceratosolen solmsi marchali, 378 nucleotides long. RefSeq lists its product as uncharacterized. The record is from RefSeq and is a predicted model, not a curated record. Lineage: Eukaryota; Metazoa; Arthropoda; Insecta; Hymenoptera; Agaonidae. The transcript is spliced from 3 exons. Bases 1 to 378 code for a protein of 125 amino acids.
AUGCUAUCUGAUUCGUGCACGGAUACGUAUAUUACUGCCGAUAUUUCCAAUUGGGAUGCAUCAGAAAACGUAGCACCACUCAAAGAACUUACAAUCCCAAAACUAGAAUUAGCAGCUGCGCUACUACUAUCAAAGCUCAUGGCACAUAUCAAGACCACACUAGGUAUGAAGGAAUUCGUUUGCAACAGAGUCACCCAGAUUCAAGAACUUACCUCAGAAGCACAAUGGAGAUAUGUGCCGGCAGCAUCAAACCCAGCAGACUGCGCAUCCAGGGGACUAACAACUAAGCUACUCAAGGAUCAUCCACUAUGGUGGACUGGACCACCAUGGAUAACCACUCCAGACUCAUGGCCAACACAACCGACAGAAAUGGGAUAA